Molecule: messenger RNA, 339 nt
Organism: Caenorhabditis elegans
Lineage: Eukaryota; Metazoa; Nematoda; Chromadorea; Rhabditida; Rhabditidae
Gene: Y71F9AM.11
Product: Conserved secreted protein
Exons: 2
Coding region: 1-297 (98 amino acids)
Source: RefSeq, marked reviewed
AUGAAGCUUCUAGUUCCACUUGCAGCCCUCUUGCUCUUAGUCGCUGAGCCAACUUGCUCAGCACCCACGCAGGCCCCAAGUAAUCACUCAAUCACUAUCAAUUCCGAAGUUAUCCAAAUUCCGGAUUCAAUCGCGAGAUCUUUGCAGCUGGAAAAUGAUUCUGCUCUUGUAGAAGAUCAAAGAUAUGGCCCAAUUGAACUAAAUUUCUGGCACAAGGUAAAGCACGCAAUCGAUAAAGGACUCAAAAAGCUUGGUGAUACGAUAAUUGAUGGGCUCGCUGGAUCGAUUAUUGGAUGAAUAAAUUACGUUGAAAAUGAAUUUAAUAAAUGGUGAAAUUUU